AUGGAGUGGAGAGAACAGACCAGUGUGACCUGUGAAGAUGCCUUCACCGAGGCUCAACGGUGGAUGGAGUGUAUAUAUCUGGAGAAUGGAGUCCUGCUCUGCCAUCUAAUCAACCAGCUGAAACCAGGUGUUAUUAAGAGAAUGAACAUACUGUCUACUCCAAUGGCCGGACUGGACAAUGUGAAUGUGUUUCUGAGAGCGUGUGGUACACUGGGUCUACACGAGGCUCAGCUGUUUCACCCUGGAGACCUGCAAGACCAGUGCAGCUAAAUCACAUGGCUAUCAGAGUGUGUAGAGGGCAAAAGGAGGCUGAAAAACGUUUUAAUCACCAUCUACUGGCUGGGUCGGAAGGCUCAGGUGGACCCCUUCUACUCUGGCCCUCAACUCAACCUCAAAGCAUUCGAGGGACUACUGGGCAUCGCUCUGUCCAAGGCUCUCGAAGAAACCCCCAGAGGCAGUGUGAAGGACAGUGACGUGAGCUACCCAGAGCAGGAUGAUGAACUGUUACCUCUAACCCAGUCCCGGCCACCAGGCUACAGCAGAGAGGACUCGGUAGAGAGCUUUAACUCGGUCCUGAGCUUUGACUCGGCUGAGUCGCCACGUACUCUCAGCUGUAUCUCUGACUCCAUCCUGAGGGCCGGCAGCGAGGACUCCAGCAGUGACGUGGAGGCAGAGAACUGUUUUAGGAUGAAGGCGGCGGAGGGCAGAGACUCCGGACAGAGGAACUGGGGAAACAUUCCUGCACCCUUCCAGAGGAAGAAACGGGAGGAAAAGCCAAUUAAGGGCUGCAUCCCCAGCCUUCUCACCAGAGACUUGGAGGUAAACCCAGGAUGGAUAUGGAGCAAGUCGUUGAAUGACAUCAGGCGGUUCCUGUCGGCCACGCAAGUGGUGCGCCAGGUUUCUGAGGGUGGCAUAGAGGAGCUAAGCCCCAGCGCCGUGAGCCAGGACCAGCUGCAGAGGGUCAGAGCCCGGGUCCACGAGAGUGAGGCCAAGUGGCACAACGACCUGACCAAGUGGAAGCUCUGGCGUCACAGGUCAAACUGUGACCUGCGGAGGAAGAUGCAGGAGAGGGACAACAUCGUCCUGAUGGCCAACGCAGGGGUCGGGACAUGCAGGAGCCUACAAGAGGACAGGGAAGAGGAUGAAGAGUCCCUAUGCAGCAGUAGCUACAACAAGGUCUCUCUCGCCACUUCUUUCAAGGAGGGUUCCCUAGAGCUCCGAGCCCAAACCAGAGCCCCCGCCUCGGUCAAGGAGGGUUCCCUGGAGCUCCGACCCCACACCAGAGCCCCGCUGGCCCUCAGCUCCUCCGUGGAGUCCCCCUACAGCUCCGGAGCCUCGGAACCCUUCACCACCCCCAGCCUGACCCUCCAGGACCAGGGACCCUCGGCCGGAGCCGUGCCCCAAUCAGAGCCCCUCGUCCUGGGGGAGAGGCGGCGUCACACACCGGUGGAGCCAGACGGAGCUGGAGGUUUAGGCGCUUUCCCCGACUCUGCCUCUCCCUUCUCCUCCCAGACCCGUGCCCAGAGCAUCUCUAGGCCAGUUCUCGUGGUCUCCACUGGACGAGACCAGACCAUCUCUAGCCCAGCUCUCGUGGUCUCCACUGGAUGAGACCAGACCAUCUCUAGCCCAGCUCUCGUGGUCUCCACUGGACGAGACCAGACCAUCUCUAGCCCAGCUCUCGUGGUCUCCACUGGACGAGACCAGACCAUCUCCAUGCUCUCAAACGGGAUCUCCACGACCUCUGACCUGGUGAACGGUACCGGCUCAAACCUAACCAACGGUACCAGCUCCCACAGCCUCUCUGCCUCCAUGGACACCCCAGGCCAAGCUCUCCUCUCUACUGUACAGUCCCUGACCUCUGUGGUAGCCCCGGGUCACGUCUCAGCUCCCCAGCGGCAGGAGCUCCAUCUCUACAGGUACAGCUCCAGGGCUCCGGGAGGAGGGACUGGGGUGUCUGCCUCUCUCCCCAGGGGAUACCGCCGGGGAGAGAGGCUCUUCGUCCUGCCUCUCUGCCGGCUUCACCCCCCGGCCGUUUGGAGCCAAGUCUUCCAGAGUGUCCUCGCUACCCAGGCUCUACAACACUGCUCCCUCACGCCCCCAGAAAAUGGUCACUAUCUCGGUGGUCGCCGUCACGGCUCAGCCCUGGGCCACAGCCAAUCAGAGCAGUGUGAACCAGGAAGUAAAUGAGGAGAGUGGGAGUCAGACCCAGCCUUCCAUCCUGAAGACCAGAGGGGGUCCUGGACCUGCCACCUGCCCCAAACCCAGCCGGAAGGGACCCUUACCCCCUUCUCUCCUGCCCAGCCUCCCUGUCUCAGCCAGAAAGAACGGAUCUGCCCAGGUACGUCACAGUGACAGUGAGUCUUACCUUGAAGCUUACCGGUCGACCACACUUUGGUUUCAACACUCACUGGGACUCGACAGGAGCACGAGUUGGAGGCAUCCAACCAGGUAGUCCUGCAGACUUGUGCCAGCUGCGUGCAGGUGAUGAGAUCGUGUCUGUUGGUGGGCACAGGGUGGCAGAGAUGAGCCACAGCCAGUGGAAGGGCACGAUGACCUCUGCCCUGCAGAAGGGCAGUCUCACCAUGGAUGUACAGCGCUAUGGUAACAACGUGUGUGGACUGCAGGUGCCGACUUGGCGGGUCAGAAGUCAGAGCCCAGAUCAGAAUCAGUAACGGGAAGCCUUACUGUGACCCCUGCUACAUCCGACUCAAGUCCCACCUUGCCACCUCCCAGUGACCAGAAUGCAUUGCAGCAGAUUGAGGAAGAGACGACAACAACACCCUCAAACACGACGGUGGAGAGCUUGACUAUGACCUCGUGUUGACCACGUAUUUAGAGCUGGUUAACCUUUUUGUAUUUUUUGGGAACAAUGCAACAAUUUAUACUAUGGCUUGUGACUCAAAUGGCUUCCUUAUUCCCUACAUAGUGCACUACCCAUAGGUAUCUAGUUAAUAGUAGUGCACUUUGUAGGGAAUAGGGGGCCAUACACUAUGUCUCUGACUAAGUUUUGGUGUUCUUCCUAGUUAAUUAACUACUGUACUUGUCCGUAGCGUUUAAUAUGCAAUCGAUGGCUAUCCACGACAAUAACUGGACACGUGGUAGUUAAGAGCUAUAGGGAGUUUUUAAAUCACAAUUGUACUUGGGAUUUGUUUGUCUUUGUUGAUGAAGUAAAUUGAUAAAUGAGGCUCUAUUAAAUGAAUCUAAUAAAUGUGAGUAUUGUAUUUGA
Molecule: messenger RNA, 3226 nt
Organism: Salmo salar (Atlantic salmon)
Lineage: Eukaryota; Metazoa; Chordata; Actinopteri; Salmoniformes; Salmonidae
Source: RefSeq, a predicted model, not a curated record